This is a messenger RNA of Triplophysa dalaica, 1461 nucleotides long. RefSeq names its product protein NipSnap homolog 2-like. Gene Ontology annotation, cellular component: mitochondrion. Lineage: Eukaryota; Metazoa; Chordata; Actinopteri; Cypriniformes; Nemacheilidae. Bases 16 to 885 code for a protein of 289 amino acids. The record is from RefSeq and is a predicted model, not a curated record. The transcript is spliced from 11 exons.
CAAGGGUAAAACACAAUGGGCGGUCACGUGAACAGGCAUUGCGCGCUCACGGCAGCGAACAUGGCGGCGAGAGUCCUGCACGCGCUGGGAAGCGGCCUGAGACACGAGACUCUUCAGUCAAACCUGCAGUUGCGGCUCUCUGUCAGGAGUGCGUCUUCAAUCAAGUCUCUGUUUGUACGAAAGGUGGAUCCCAGAAAAGAUGCUCACUCUCACCUGCUCGCUAAAAAAGAAGACAGCAACCUCUACAAGAUUCAGUUUCAUAACGUCAAGCCCGAGUGUCUGGAUGAUUAUAACAAACUCUGUGAGGAGGUUUUGCCGUCUAUUCACGCUGAUGCCAAUUACCCGUGUGAACUGGUGGGUACCUGGAACACAUGGUAUGGAGAACAGGAUCAGGCUGUUCAUCUGUGGAGAUACAGAGGAGGAUACCCAGCCCUGACUGAUGUGAUGAAUAAACUCAAGCAGAAUAAGGAGUUUUUGGAGUACAGAGAGAAGCGAGGCAAGAUGCUGCUGUCCCGCCGGAAUCAACUUCUGCUGGAGUUCAGUUUCUGGAACGAGCCAGUGCCCAGAGACGGGCCCAACAUAUAUGAGCUCAGAUCCUAUCAGCUCCGGCCUGGAACCAUGAUCGAGUGGGGAAACUACUGGGCUCGAGCCAUUGAGUUUCGACAGCAGAAUCAGGAGGCUGUUGGUGGAUUUUUCUCUCAGAUCGGUCAUCUGUACAUGGUGCAUCAUCUAUGGGCAUACAAAGACCUUCAGUCGCGAGAAGAAACCAGAAACGCAGCGUGGAAGCAUGACGGCUGGGACGAGAUGGUGUAUUACACAGUUCCUCUGAUUCAGCAUAUGGAGUCGAGGAUCAUGAUCCCAAUGAAGACGUCUCCUCUGAAAUAACCUGCGGAGACUUUCAAUUCUUGAAUGUGUUGGUUCUUUUCAGUGGCUUUCACGAUGCGUUUCUUAUUGGCUUUUGUUGACUUUUGUUUAACCAUUAAAAAAACAUGACACCUUUCAUCAGAUAAUAAAGUGUGUAGAAAUAAGAGGAGAUAUCUGAUAUUUUCAUUCUAGUUUGUUACAGAAUUUUUGCUGUUCAUCCGUCACAAGUUUGAUUUCAGCAAUGUUAACUGUCAUUUAUUUUCAAUUUAAUCUUUAUUGUAAAUGAAAUCGGAAUGAAUAACUUGAAAAUGAUUAAUCACAAUGAAACACUAACUGAACAUAUGAAAAUGUUGUCUUGUUUGGGCUUACAUUUGAUCAUCUUAGCUUUUAGCGGUGACGAUAUUGUUUAUAUAACAGCACAUGACUGUAUUUAUUGAGCUAUUGUUGCCUUUCCACUGAUAUGAGAGCCUGCGUGUGUUAAUCAUGUCUUUGAUAUCAAUAAUAAAGCCUUUAUGCUGUCCAUGAUAUUUCAGGGAAGAAUGAGAAAAUAAACCUGUGAACUCACCCAUGAUAUUAUUAAACAUUUAUUUCUGGUCA